AUGAAAGAGGAUGGGGAAGAUCACCCUCAAAUAUUCCCUAUCCACCUUAAUUGUCUACUGAAAAAGAAGCUGGCGUUUCGUGUGAAGUAUACUACCUUCUACAAACAAUGCUCGAUUGCCAUGCUUAAUAGGGAUGAACACAUGUACAACAUGAUCAAUGAAUAUAUGAACCCAAAUGAGGUAACUCAUACACUCUACGUACAAAUACUUAUGGAAAUGCUGUCAUGA
Messenger RNA from Lathyrus sativus (Indian pea), 228 nucleotides. NCBI's taxonomy places the organism in Eukaryota, Viridiplantae, Streptophyta, Magnoliopsida, Fabales, Fabaceae. The record is from the annotation of a GenBank genome assembly.